AUUCACAUGAGGGAUUUCCAUCUCAAUGUGUGUUACCUUUGCAGCCAAUUAGGAUGCUGCAGACCAUCAGAGGCCAACACAUGAGGCAGCUAUCCAUGAGGCAACUAAAAUAAUUACACUUGGAAUUAUGUUGUCAAUAACGUUAGUAAGAAGAAAACAGCGGUAAGCAAGGUCUGCAGCUCAAAAUCAGUGACACAACCAACAUCCCACUUCAUCCAUCACUGUAAAACCCACAAAGAAAGGAUAAACAUUCGCAGCAUCAUACAGAGUAGAUUCCAGCCCUACGAAUGAAUGUCCGACAGCGAAUGUGCUGGAGUCAGCAGGAUGGCAUCUUUGACUGUGGCGAGGAGCCAGAGCAUUUAAGCCUGCAGCACCUCUACAUAUUGUUCUGUCUGCCACACAACAAAACCAGGGCCUCCGCUGCAAAAUACAGCCAAGAGCAACACUGCUGAGCUGCAGUCAGAAGAGGCAGGUCAGGGGGCUGCUGGUGUACAAGUCAGUCAGUCACGCAAACAUUUCUUUGCUUACAUUCAGGUUGGAUUCGUUGGUUUUGAGAUACAUGUUGAAAAAUGACCAGCAACGAGGAGGCCAGACCGUUUGGUACCAUGACAACAGCUGCCCCAGAGGACACCCAGGGUGAUGAUAUGAAGUCCAGACAGGAACAAGAGGAGAAACUGAUCCUCACAGCCUGGCAAAGCAUGUCCUCAGCUCUGCAGCAGCACAGUUUGUGCAAAGACUCCAGACCUCCAGGCCUGACUCAGUCUUUCCUGGCCAAGCAGAGGCAGUCCACCCAGGCCAGGAGGGUGCUCUCCCCCCAGCUGCAGCCCAGGUAGGAGCCUCCAUCUGCAGGGACAAAUGGAGGAGUACAGCCCACUCACAGGCGUGAUGGAAAGCAAGAUAGAGGAAGAAGGUGCUUAUUUUCUGUCUUUUUUCCCCCCAUGAAAUCACUGUCUGUGCUCUAUUUGGUUUGCUGCUAUCGCCCCCUGCUGGUCAAUGCUGGAACUGGAGUUAUAUUUAGGACGAUGUAAAAACAAAAUAGCUAAUGUUAUAAAUUACUGUCUUUAGCUGUUUUAUACCUAAAUGUGCUUGUCAAUAAUCACCAGAUUGUCUGCUCCAUUCAUCAUUGUAUAAUAUUUAUACAUUUAUUUUUGUAGAUAAGAUACAAUUUCCUUUAGAAAUGAUGCAAAACAUAUUAAUUUUGUCAUUAAUGUAAAACAGUUGUGUAUUCUCAUUCAUUUCAUUCAAAGUUUGUUUAAAUAAAGUCUGAAAAUAUGACAGAUAAUGCAUUAGAAAUCAAUCUAUUUACAGGGAUAUUUUAGUAAUCAAAGAAAAUAAAGUCAAC
Epinephelus lanceolatus (giant grouper) is the source of this 1342-nucleotide messenger RNA. The record is from RefSeq and is a predicted model, not a curated record. Lineage: Eukaryota; Metazoa; Chordata; Actinopteri; Perciformes; Serranidae.